UAGCCUCCUGAUGUUAAAGCGGACCCUUCCUUUUCACUUAUCAUUAGUAUAGAUUGCUCCUUUGAAUUGCAUAAAGUUGGUUCGUUAAGGAACUGGAUUUUACUCUAAAUUGUUUUCGAUUAGUGAAUUAAUUUAUCGUACAACUAAGAAUCAUUUGGAAGCUAUAUACCAGGACGUCAUGUCUGGCCCAGCAUUCAACCGUGUUAUGAAAGAGCUAUCCAACUUGAUAAUGGUCUCAGACUAAUGGACAGUAAUAAAGAACUGGAUGGACAAGAAUUUUGAGCCUAAUGUUGAUCACGGAGACCAUGGAAAUGGUGAUCCGGAUGAAGAGUUUGACGAGAUGACAUUUGAAGAUUACAUUCCUUUUAAAGUGGAGGCUACAUAUGAUGAAGACAUUUCAGAACAGAAGGAUGACAGUACUGGUCAUGUAAAAGGAAAUGAAAUGGAAGCACAGGGAUAUUUUGUGCAGGAGAAUGCUGAGGGCAAGAAAGGGAGCAGUGGCGAACGCAACAGAUCUUUGCGGAGUAGAAGUCAUGCAGCAGCUCGUCAGCAAUUACUAACACUCAAGAAAGAUGAUGCAGCUGUGAGUAAUAUUCGCCGACAAGCACCACAACGAAGUGCCCAGAAAUUUCCUGCAGAAGAUGUAACUGACAAAACAAGACCAUAUGGGUGUCCUGAUUGUGGAAAGGCAUUUGUGUCUUCAUCAAAAUUAACCAUACAUAGGAGAAUACAUACUGGUGAAAAGCCAUAUGCAUGCAUAGAAUGUGGUAAAACAUUUGUGUCUUCCUCGCAGCUGAGCGUUCACUUCAAAACUCACACUGGUGAGAAACCAUAUAAAUGCAUAGAGUGUGGCAAGCGUUUUAUUUCAUCAUCCCAGUUAACAGUUCACAUACGUUCACAUACUGGUGAGAAACCAUUUCCUUGUAAGUUGUGUGGUAAAGCAUUUGUUUCAUCAUCCCACUUGACUGUCCAUAUGCGGAUCCAUACCGGUGAAGAACCAUUUUCUUGUGCACACUGUGGCCAGAAGUUUGCACGUUCCACAAGCUUGGUAGUACAUUUACGAAAGCACACGGGCGAAAAACCUUUUUCUUGUCAUGAAUGUGGGAAAACAUUUGUUACAUCAUCUCAUCUCACAGUCCACAGGAGAGUCCACACUGGAGAGAGACCAUUCUCGUGCGAACAGUGUGGAAAGGCAUUCUCUCAGUCAUCUCAACUAAAAUCUCAUUAUAGAAAACAUUCAGGUGAGAAACCUUUCAGCUGCAGCAUUUGUGGGAAACUAUUUGCCCAUUCAUCACAUCUAACAUCUCACAUUAGAGUGCAUUCAGGGGAAAGGCUUUUGUAUUGCCCUGUCUGCCAAAUGAAAUUCACAUCACAGUCUCACCUGGCACGUCAUCUUCCUUCUCAUUCCAGAGAUAGGCCAUUUAAAUGUGAAGUAUGUGGCAAGGGUUUCAAGCAUAAGUCUAAUAUGGCAAGGCAUGUUAUGAACCACUCAGUCCACACUGAUUCUUUAUGGCAAGGUUUGUUGCCAGUUACAGAGACAACCCAGGACAUUCAAAGUGACUGCGCACAUGUCAGUGAAUGUUCAGUGGACAGCUGAGUGCCACACAUGCAAAACAGUGUAUCAAACACACAGUAAUUUGUGCAGAACUGAUAUAUUCCAGCAUCACAGUUAGAAAGUAUCUGUCAGUAAUCAUUUGCUGUCAGCGACAUCAUAAAUAGCUUAGUGAAACUCUGAAAAAUAAAACUCAGUAACGAAGGUUUUAUUUGUCUCCAGAGCAUAAUGAGCAUUGUUUUCAGGUUUUAUUAUUUGUAAGUACCUGUGCCUUUGUGUAUCUGUUUGUAAUGUGUUCUGAAUGAUUUGUUACUCAAGAGUUGAACUUUGUGCACAAUGUAAAAAGUAUAAAAAUGAAUCCUUGAUUAAUUCCAUUUGAGAAGUGAAAAGAAGACUGUUAAAAAUAGAUGCAAUAAUAUGCUAUGGUAUUUAACUUGAGGUAGGUUUUGUGUUAUAAAUGUCAAAGAGCAUAUGUUUUUAUACAGUGUAACAUAUCAUUUGACUUUACAAACUGUAAGCAGUCAUGACUAUCCUUCUACUGACUGAUGUAUUACAUUUUCUGUAUCUAGUUUUAUGUGGCUGCUGCAGAUGUGGUAGGUGUUGGUGGGAGAGGUAGUAAGUCUCAAGUGUAUUGAGCUUCCUAUAGGCAUUUAUAUUGAAAUACAUAAUAAUUUGAGAGGGAAACUUGUAAUAAUGAUUUAGAGAAGUAAGAACUAUUUCAACGAGCUAGGUGAAAUUCUUAUGAACUAUUUGUGUGAAAAAUUUUGUUGUUUUGGAAUAAUGCUAUAUUGUUAUUAUCAUUGAAGUUUUCUGUCACAAAAAAAUAUGCAAUUUUGAUGCGGAGUUGAUAGGAACAAAAUACCAGUUAUCUUCACAAUCACAUACAUUAUUAAUGUUUUGUAUGAGGAAUUUUCCAAAUUAGGCCACAAAGACCGUUUCUUACAAACUAUAAAAUUCAAGUGGUGAAAUCUGACAAGAUUCAUAGAGAGAAUAUCUCUCUCUUAUAUAGUAGUAAAAUUAAAUAUAUGUUAUGAAUGGUGGCCCUUUUUAGGAACUGUUUGGUAGGAUGUAAUAGCACACAGAAGGUAGGUGUUGGGGAGGGGGAAUAAUGGAAAAGGAGUGUGUUACUUUUAACACAGACAUAGCAUAUAACAGUCAAUAGCCAUAUAAAAUGUCCUGGGCCUCCUCACCUGAUGAAACAGAGAAAUUGCAGUGAUGGGAAGAAAGAAGAGAGAGGAUAUACACAAAUGAAACAAAACAUUAAGAGAUAAAACAUUAAUUUUCUGGAGUAUGUUGUUAAAAACUGCCAGGUUGGAAUACAAAAUAAAAAGUUUGUAAAAAGUAAGAUUAGGUUAGGGGAAAUAGCAAUAAUAUUGGGAAAUGGUGGUUGGCCAGUACUUAUUAUCUCACAGGAAUGCUGAUGCUUUUCACUAGAAAAUAAUAGUGUACAGAGACUGGCAUUUCACUCAAAAAGCUCUAAUAAGAUACAGUUAUAUAAAAAUGAAAAAGGGAACCUAUGACUAGUACAUGGAUGUGUGGCAUGGAGAGUGUUUACUAGCUAUUGAGCUACCACUCUUUUUAGUUUAAAUAACACUUUUACAGACACACCCAAACACGUCCACCUACAGCUAUGAUGAAAUAGUUGCGUGUUGCUGCAACUGCAGGUGAAAGUCUUGGGUGUUGAAAGUGUGAACCAGAGAAGAGCAGUAGUCAAAAGCUGGAGGAAACGAAAUCUGUGCUGUUAAAUGUCUAUAUUCCAUGCAUUAAUCAGAUACAAAUGGAUAGCUGCCUUGCUUUAUUUUUGUUUGGUGUCUCCAUACUGAAAUUCUUGUCGUCAUAAUUUGACGUUUGAAUUUGUGCAAGAAUUUGAAGGUUUGUAAUAAUUGAUGUCUAUCCGGAUCCAUCAGAUGCUUUGUGGAAACAUCUUAAAUUACAGUCACCACAUAGAAUAGUAGGAAAAAAUGAGGUUGUAAUAAAAUAUUAUUAUUUUAUAUAUGUAAAAAAUCAGUGGGGAAGAAAAACUAUUGCAGUAAACAAGUACAUACCAAGCUUAAAUUGUAAUAGCUGGUAAAAUGAAGUGGGAAUUGUUACUCUGUACACAGACAUGUCAAAAAUGUGAACAUAACUUGGUCAAUGUGACUCAUGUUUUCCUGAUAUAUAUUAGUGAUGUACUGCAUUACAGAUAAAAAGAGAGCAAUAUAAGUGUUGUGACUUGUGAAGACUUUUUUAGGAUAUUCACUAGAACUGUCAUUUCUCAGACAGUCAAAUGUUGUAGCAAUCAAUUUUCACACUAAAGAGUUAUAAUAAAAUUUUUGUUUUAUAAUGA
This is a messenger RNA of Schistocerca americana (American grasshopper), 3878 nucleotides long. Its product is annotated as gastrula zinc finger protein XlCGF17.1-like. Gene Ontology annotation, molecular function: RNA polymerase II cis-regulatory region sequence-specific DNA binding; DNA-binding transcription activator activity, RNA polymerase II-specific. The record is from RefSeq and is a predicted model, not a curated record. Gene Ontology annotation, cellular component: nucleus. Bases 266 to 1597 code for a protein of 443 amino acids. The transcript is spliced from 7 exons. Gene Ontology annotation, biological process: regulation of transcription by RNA polymerase II. Lineage: Eukaryota; Metazoa; Arthropoda; Insecta; Orthoptera; Acrididae.